GGUGGAGGAGGAGGUGGAGGCACAUCGGGAAGGUCUUCAACAGCAGCUCGUGAUUCCCGUCGACAGACCAGGGUGAUCCGUACAGGAAGGGAUCGUGGCUCAGGCCUUCUAGGUAGUCAGCCUCAGCCAGUGAUACCAGCUUCUGUCAUCCCUGAAGAACUUAUAACUCAGGCCCAGGUAGUUCUCCAGGGGAAGUCCAGGAGUGUUAUCAUAAGGGAACUCCAGAGGACCAACCUGGAUGUCAACCUUGCAGUCAACAACCUGCUGAGCCGAGAUGAUGAAGACGGAGAUGAUGGAGACGACACGGCCAGCGAGUCUUACCUCCCUGGAGAAGACCUGAUGUCUCUGCUGGAUGCAGACAUUCACUCGGCUCAUCCUAGUGUGAUUAUUGAUGCUGAUGCCAUGUUCUCCGAGGACAUCAGCUACUUUGGCUACCCUUCCUUUAGACGCUCCUCACUAUCUCGCCUGGGAUCCUCCAGAGUUCUCCUUCUUCCCUUAGAGCGAGAUUCAGAGCUGUUGCGUGAGAGGGAGUCUGUAUUGAGGUUGCGGGAACGCCGAUGGCUAGAUGGGGCCUCAUUUGACACAGAGCGAGGCUCCACCAGCCGUGAGGGUGAGCCCAGCUUGGACAAAAAGAGCAUCCCUGUCCAGAGCCCCGUUUCCCUGGGAGAGGAACUUCAGUGGUGGCCUGACAAGGAUGGUGUGAAGUUUGUGAGUAUCGGUGCCAUGUUCUCAGAGCUGGUGGCUGUCAGCUCCAAAGGAGAACUUUAUCAAUGGAAGUGGAGUGAACCUGAGCCUUAUAGGAAUGCACAGAAUCCUUCCAUUCAUCACCCACGUGUGUCCUUCCUAGGCCUGGCUAAUGAAAAGAUCACCUUAUUAUCUGCCAAUAGCAUCAGGGCCACUGUGGCUACGGAGGCCAACAAGGUGGCAACCUGGGUAGAUGACACACUAAGCACAGUGGCCUCUAAGCUUGAGCACAGUGCUCAGGCUUUCCCUGAGCUGCAGGGUGAACGCCUAGUGUCACUGCAUUGCUGUGCCCUCUACACCUGUGCACAGCAGGAGAAUAAUCUCUUCUGGUGGGGAGUUGUGCCUUUUAGUCAACGGAAGAAGAUGCUUGAAAAGGCCAGGGCCAAAAACAAAAAGCCAAAGUCUAGUGCUGGCAUCUCUUCAAUACCCAACAUCACUGUGGGCACACAGGUGUGUUUGAGAAAUAACCCCCUCUACCAUGCCGGUGCAGUGGCCUUCUCUGUCAGUGCUGGGAUUCCCAAAGUGGGAGUCCUGUUGGAAUCUGUUUGGAACAUGAAUGACAGUUGCAGAUUCCAGCUACGCUCACCAGAGAGCCUAAAAAACAUGGAGAAGACCACUAAGACCCAGGAAAUCAAGACGGAAAGCAAGCCAGAGCUUGUAAAGACUGAGAUGGGUCCUCCUCCCUCCCCAGCGUCCACCUGCAGUGAUACCUCUUCCAUUGCCAGCAGUGCCUCACUGCCCUACAAGCGAAGGCGUUCCACCCCGGCUCCAAAAGAGGAAGAGAAGGUGAAUGAGGAGCAGUGGCCCCUAAGGGAGGUGGUGUUUGUGGAGGAUGUUAAAAAUGUCCCUGUGGGAAAGGUGCUUAAAGUGGAUGGUGCAUACGUUGCUGUUAAGUUUCCAGGAACAUCAAGCAGUGUGAGCAACCAGAGCAAUGCUGCUCCCACUGACUCAGACCCUUCAUCCCUGUUACAGGACUGUAGGCUCCUUAGAAUAGAUGAGCUGCAGGUGGUCAAAACUGGCGGGACUCCAAAAGUUCCUGACUGUUUUCAACGAACACCUAAAAAGCUCUGCAUCCCAGAAAAGGCAGAGAUUUUGGCUGUGAAUGUUGACUCCAAAGGAGUCCACGCAGUUUUGAAAACUGCUAACUGGGUAAGGUACUGCAUCUUUGAUCUAGCCACAGGCAAAGCUGAACAGGAGAAUAACUUCCCAACUAGCAACCUGGCCUUCCUGGGGCAGAGUGAGCGCAAUGUUGCCAUAUUUACCGCAGGACAGGAAUCUCCGAUUAUCCUUCGGGAUGGAAAUGGCACAAUCUACCCAAUGGCCAAGGACUGCAUGGGCGGAAUUCGAGAUCCUGAUUGGUUGGACCUCCCUCCUAUAAACAGCCUGGGAAUGGGGGUGCACUCUCUGGCUAAUCUGCCCUCUAACUCAACAAUUAAAAAGAAAGCUGCUAUAAUUAUUAUGGCUGUUGAGAAACAGACGCUGAUGCAGCAUGUCCUGCGUUGUGACUACGAGGCCUGUCGACAGUAUCUGGUGAACCUUGAGCAGGCUUUCCUGUUGGAUCAGGGCAGCCAGGCUCUUGGAGCCAUCCUGGACAAUCGCUGUGAUGGAAACCGUAACAUCCUUCAUGCUGCUGUCUCUGUCUGCUUUCCUGUUAGUAAUAAAGAGACCAAAGAAGAAGAAGAAGCUGAAAGGUCGGAGAGGAACACAUUUGCAGAGCGUCUGUCUGCUGUGGAGGCAAUUGCAAAUGCCAUCUCCGUGGUAUCAAGCAACAGCUCUGGGAAUAGGACUGGUUCAUCAAGUAGCAGAGGGCUUCGUCUAAGAGAGAUGAUGCGAAGGUCUCUUCGAGCAGCAGGUCUCAGUCGUCAUGAGUCUGGCCCUUCAUCCAGUGACCAUCAAGAUCCUGUAUCACCUCCUAUUGCCCCACCAAGUUGGGUGCCUGACCCGCCACCCAUGGACCCUGACGGCGACAUUGACUUCAUUCUAGCACCAGCAGUGGGUUCCCUAACCACCGCCUCCACUGGGCCCAGCCAGGGACCAAGCACCUCCACCCUACCAGGGACAUCCACUGAGUCGUCUGUGGUGGAAUCUAAAGACAGGAAAGCCAAUGCCCACCUUAUCCUGAAGCUGAUGUGUGACAGUGUUGUUCUGAGGCCACACCUACGGGAGCUGCUCUCUGCCAAAGAUGCCCGUGGAAUGACCCCUUUCAUGCUAGCAGUCAGUGGGAGAGCCUAUCCUGCAGCCAUCACUGUACUGGAGGCUGCUCAGAAAAUGGCUAAGAGUAA
Labrus bergylta (ballan wrasse) is the source of this 3026-nucleotide messenger RNA. The record is from RefSeq and is a predicted model, not a curated record. NCBI's taxonomy places the organism in Eukaryota, Metazoa, Chordata, Actinopteri, Labriformes, Labridae.